Messenger RNA from Morchella importuna, 252 nucleotides. RefSeq lists its product as uncharacterized. The record is from RefSeq and is a predicted model, not a curated record. The transcript is spliced from 3 exons. The coding region runs from base 1 to 252 and encodes 83 amino acids. NCBI's taxonomy places the organism in Eukaryota, Fungi, Ascomycota, Pezizomycetes, Pezizales, Morchellaceae.
AUGCUUAUCCGAGGAGUUACCCAACCUAUCGAAUUCUAUGAUCAAUUGAGUUCAAAAGGGCGCGCGCAAAACCACAAGAAAAAAGCAAUUCCUUCCCGUGGGUGCAUAACAUGGUGUCCUAUUCUACAUACGAUACAUACCUGGGACAAGGACUUACUGGCUUUCAUAAGCCAUGCCAAGAAUACUGAUUUGGCCUUGAUGGUAGACGCCCGGGAGAAAUGGUGUCUCUCGGAGAACAUUCUAGCUCGUUAG